AUGGUGAACUGGCCUGACCAUAUGGGGGAAAUGAAUGGUGAAAUGGGACGUGGGCCUGCAACCGCGGAUCAGCAGUCCCAACAGCAAUACUUGGAUAUGGUUUGGCAGCUAUCUGACAUGUCCUUGAACGACAAGCAAGCGUUGCCGGCACCUCCGGCACAGCAGCCGCCUGCGCCGCCGGCAGAGCACGUUCCAACAGCCAACUGGCAGCGUGACGGCACUGUGCCAGCAGCCGGGAGUUCCGCUGCGGUCUGGAACUCUUUCGACGAUGCUGCUGCCAAGGGCAUGGUAGACGGACUUGUAGGUGGGGAUGAGACGAGUGCUCCUCCACCUCUGCCACCACCUCCUCCCAAUGCCAACACAGCCAUGUGGGGGCAGAGGGAAGUGGACGGAGUAACUCCAAAGGAGACAGGAGUGGUCCUGGAGGAGGAGGCACGGAUCGACAUGGUGGUGUCAAGAGCCAAGUCCAAGAGUUGCGAUGCGUUCGGAAGGUACUUGGGUAUAGAUCCCAUCACAGAUGGUGACCUCAUGUGGAUAGCAGAUGAGGCUCUUGCAGCACCGCUUCCGUCCGAGUGGACAGAACAUCACGACAGUGCGGAUCGGGUCUUCUACUACAACGUGCAGACCCAUGCCAGCUCGUGGACACAUCCUCUCGAGCAGAUGCACCGGGACACGUACAAGUCCAUCGUGCAUUAUCGCAGCGGAGAGGUCUCCAAGGAGGAUCAGGUGACUGAGCUCGAGAGGCUCAAGAGAAAGUGCGACGACGCAGAGCGUGAGUCUAUCAGAGAGCUUCAGGCGUGGUCAGAACAUACUGACGAGGGAGGUCAGAAGUUCUUUUACAAUCGCGAGAAACAGGUCAGUGUGUGGACAGAUCCACGGCCUGCGCGUUGCCAUGCCCUGUACCUGCAGAUGAGAGCUCUCCGCGACAUGAGCAAACAUUGUGGGCAGGCCGUUCCUGGGCUUGGCACAAUGGAUGAUCCGCGGAGAGAUAAGCUUCGAAUUCAGCAGACGUUGGUGAUUGGAAACGUAGAUCCUCUGGGCCGAAGUACGCGUGACAAAAGAGAUGAUGACAGUCGUUUGGCUGGCGGAAGUGGCACUGCAGGCCAAAAAGACGAGGAGAAGAAAAAGAAGAAGAAACACAAGGAGGGAAAGCACAAGAAAGAGGGAGGCAACGAGGAGCUUCUGGACCUGACCGAAGACGGCGAUGGGGAGAUAGGAGCUCCGGACAUCUUCAACAAGAAGUCUGGCCUCGAUGUCAAGAAACCCUCGUUGUCUGCCGUGGAGGAGGUGAGACAGGCGCUUGGUGUUGCUCCUGGCAGCAACGCCGCUGGCAGCCAAAGUCCACGCGGACUGUCUGGCGGACUGCCCAGCAUAAACCAGGGGAGUUUUGGCCGCUUGCCACAAACACCACCAGGUGAUGGUUUAAGCUCCGUCGGCCGGGCAAAGGUAAGGGCAGGCAUUCGUUUAGAGCCGAUCAAGGGCUAG
Molecule: messenger RNA, 1485 nt
Organism: Symbiodinium sp. CCMP2592
Lineage: Eukaryota; Dinophyceae; Suessiales; Symbiodiniaceae
Source: the annotation of a GenBank genome assembly